UCUGUGGUGCGAGCGGAGGGAGAGAGAGGUCAGGCAGACAGACUAGAGGGGAUUUUGUUUUGAUUUGCAGCAUUGUUGCGGUGACCCCUCCCCUGGGCCCGGUGGAGUGGCCACGGCCCGACAUCGUUAUAAAAAGCCCGGUCGGCUCACCCUGCUCUGGCAUAGAGGCUGAAUGUCUGCAGGACAUGCUUAACGUUUGUCUAUCUAUCCAUGUUAUUCUACUAAUCACUAGCAGGGUUGGUAUACAUAGAUGCACAGAGGCUCACUUCGCCGCAUCGACCAGCAGCUCUCUAUGAAUGACAGACUGCACUAGAAAAGCCUCACAGCCACAUUACCUGACCAGUCUGCGGAUCCCACGCGUACAGAGAGUUGUAUGUGGAGCAGUGUACGUGCUGUCCCACUCGGGUUUAGAGAGACAGUCUCUGUUGUAGGAACAGUUUUUCGUAGUUUGCGUGCUGUCUGUUUUCCAACGUUCUUCCAUCCUCAGUGAUCAAGAAGACCCACCAAAGGAGCUUAUUCUAAAGGAGAACACUCCUUUCAUCAGAUUUUUCGUCGGAAGAGUCUCUUGCAACCUUUCCAUCCCUCCAUUGUUUUUCUUUGGUUGAUCAUUAUGUGGGAGUUCCGGUCCAUGUCGUUCUGGCGGGCGGUCUUCGCCGAGUUCUACGGCACCAUGUUCUUCGUGUUCUUCGGGUUGGGCGCAGCCUUGCGCUGGACCACCGGGCCGCACAACGUUCUCCACGUAGCCUUCUGCUUCGGGCUGGCCGCGGCCACACUCAUCCAGUCAAUCGGCCACAUCAGUGGAGGACACAUCAACCCGGCGGUCACCUUUGCCUACCUGAUCGGCUCCCAGAUGUCCCUGUUCCGUGCUUUCUUCUACAUGGUGGCCCAGUGUCUGGGAGCCCUGGCCGGAGCCGCGGUGCUGUACGGCGUCACCCCUAACAACAUGAGGGGCAACCUGGCACUCAACACGCUGCAGCCGGGCAUCAGCCUGGGCAUGGGCACCACCAUGGAGGUGUUCCUCACCAUGCAGCUGGUGAUCUGCAUCUUCGCCGUGACCGACGAGAGGCGCAACGGCCGCCUGGGCUCUGCCGCCCUGUCCAUCGGCUUCUCUGUGCUCAUGGGACAUCUUCUUGGGAUGUACUACACCGGAGCAGGAAUGAACCCAGCCAGGUCCUUCGCCCCUGCCGUCUUGGUCAGGAAUUUCGUCAACCACUGGGUGUACUGGGUGGGACCCAUGAUUGGUGGAGCCAUGGGAGCUCUGGUGUACGACUUCAUGCUGUUCCCCCGCAUGCGCAACCUCUCCGAGAGGCUGGCCACGCUGAAGGGAACCCGGCCCCCAGAGGCUGAGGGCCAGCAGGACCCCAGGGGGGACCCCACCGAGCUCAAGACCCAGGCCCUAUAAGCCCGGGAACACCGAGAUAUCCACUUUCUUACAACCCUCUCCCCCUCGACCUUCAUCCACCAACCCACACUCUAAAGCUCCUUGCCCCCCCCCCCCCCCCCCCAUGGCUCGAGACAAAGACCUCCAACUCCCCCCUAUGUCAGACCCACCAAUGGCCAUACCUAGACCCCUGGUGUCUUUUACAGAGUAGUCGAACUAUGCUGUUACCCCCCCCCCCCCCCCUCAAAAAAAGAACAUUUACAUUGAUCUGAUGAUUGAUCCAAUUUUCUCUCUCACCCCCUGCUCUGUCUUUCCCUUUCGACCUCUCUUUUAUCUGCUAGGAGUGAUGCUACAUUAGGGCAGUUCUGCAUGCGUUCUGCAUGUUUUUUCCAGUUUUUAUCCAGUUUUCGUUUUGUUCACAACAUCUUUGGGUAAAUUAUCAUGUUUUUUACUUUCCAGAAGUUUCCAGGUUUUUUUUGACUGCAAAUAUUUCAUUUUUUUUACGUGUGUUGAGGGCGUGCAUGUGCGUGCAUGCGUGUGUGUUUGUGUGUGUGCGUGUGUGUGUGUGUGUGGCUGUAUGUGGUUGUCCCCAAUCAAAAGUUUUUAUUUUGAGGCUAUUGUGGCCAAAACAUCCUAUUUGUUCAAUGCUUUUGUGUUUUAAUUUAACGCGCAAGUUUAUCUGAGAGAAUAUGCAGCCUUGCCUCCCGCUAACUUAAUAGUUUAACCAGCGCAACAUCCAGUAUUUUUGAGGAUCUUUUCUUUAGAUAGGAUGAUGUUAAGCCUUUUAAUCCAAUUCCCAUAAUUACAUAAAUAAUGCAACUUCUGGGCACGCACACACAUUUAUAUGAAAAUAAACACACAAAUCAGUCAACCAUCUGGUCGUUUCUGAGCUUAAUCUUUAAUACCUUUUCAAAUGUUUACACAAUAACUGCAGAAUUAUUUGGCUACCUGACGUCUUUUUUAUUAUAUGGAUUUAAGUGAUUUUGUUCCAAAUCAGUAUGAUUUAUGCAGCAUUUGUGAUGAUGUCCUUUUUUAGCGAUUAGAUCAUUGGUUAUUAUAGAUCCAUGUACAGGUGUGUGACAGUUGGUUUGCCUUUCCUUUUGCUUGUAUGCCAUGGAAGAAAACAAAGAAAUUCAACACACUUUAAUGUGGAAUUAGCUUUACUACUGGAUUGUGUUUCUUUUUGACGACAUAAAGAGUUAUUUUUAGUUAUUUCAGUUCAUGUGGUUAAAAUAAGAGUGCUGUGACUUCUUCCAGUGGCUUCUAUUGGUUUACAUUUGAAGAAGAUUGAAUGAACCCCACUCUAAUUAACAGGGGUCACCUUGAGAUCAACAAACAUCUUUGGUUUCUACUGGAAAUGCGUGCCUGUAUUUUUAAAGACGAGAGUGAAUGAAACUUGAAGGUGAAGCUUCACAUUGGCUUUGCAUCCCCUCCAUAUUUACCCUUGCUUCCUUUGUUUACAUGAUGGCCAUUUUGUUCUGUUCUUUUGAAGGGACAUAUAAUGCUGCUAGGAGUAUCAUUUUGGGAAAGAGGAAGUUGACACUGGGACAACAGUUGCCAUUCAACAAAGCAAUUACCAAACCAGACGUGUAAGCUUUUAUCUCUUUCCGCUUUCUUUUCUUUAGCUUUUAGUUUGAUUUUUCCAGCUUUAGUUUUAAUUUUAGUGACUUUUGUUGACCUUCAAAUUGUUUUUCUAAUGGAAAGGCUUUGUGAUGUACAGUGUAAAGUUUUCUUUUUUUUUAAGAUUUACCUUGAUUAUGAAAAGGCGAUGGAUCAACCAUAUAGUAUUCAAGUUAUACAGUGUCUCCUCUUUGGAUGAUGGAUUAUGGAAGAUAUGCCAAUGUGAUUCACUGAUAUGUGAAAUACAAUCUGCCUUGGUUCAA
This is a messenger RNA of Gadus morhua (Atlantic cod), 3264 nucleotides long. It is a transcript of the gene mipa, whose product is annotated as major intrinsic protein of lens fiber a. Gene Ontology annotation, biological process: transmembrane transport; water transport. Gene Ontology annotation, molecular function: water channel activity. Lineage: Eukaryota; Metazoa; Chordata; Actinopteri; Gadiformes; Gadidae. Gene Ontology annotation, cellular component: plasma membrane. The record is from RefSeq and is a predicted model, not a curated record.